Molecule: messenger RNA, 4632 nt
Organism: Odontomachus brunneus
Lineage: Eukaryota; Metazoa; Arthropoda; Insecta; Hymenoptera; Formicidae
Product: protein croquemort-like
Exons: 9
Coding region: 1542-3017 (491 amino acids)
Cellular component (GO): membrane; cytoplasm
Molecular function (GO): scavenger receptor activity
Source: RefSeq, a predicted model, not a curated record
AUACGGCAUAUCUUAGGAUAGUUGUAAAAAAAGAAUUAAUUUUUGUUUUUCAUGGAAUCAUUAGAAAUGUUUACGCUGGUGCGAAUUGAGUGGCCUUAGUUAAAUCGCUGUUCAUGUGAAAGAUAACAAUGGUGUGCAAGUCAUUGGAGUGUCGCUCAUGUCAUUCAACAAUUAAUAUUUCAUAUAAAAAUUCUGCACAGUGUGAAGUAACAUAAUCUAAUGUAUAUUUUUAUUAAGCGCUACUUCUAUAUAGAUCUCGAUGAAAUAUUUCUUUGAUAAAAAAAAAUUGAUAGAGAACGAUAGAAUUUCUAUCAAUUUGUAUUUUCUAUAAGCUCUAUCGUUCGCGAGCAUUAGAUAUAAAUCCUAUCGUAUUUUAUUUGGUACACUCUAAAAAAACACAUGUAAGAGAUUUAAUUGUCGCUUAGCUCACUUCAUGUGGGCUACGGCUUGCUUCAUGUCGUUUGUGCCUGUCAAAUUAUCAGGCAAAUAACUGUCAUCGCGUUGGUUAGCUCAUGAAGAAAAGAAUACAGGAAAUAUAUAAAUUAUAAGAAUAGAAGAAUAGAGAAUAGAAGGGUAGAGGAAAAAGAGGAAAAAGAAAGGGCAAACAAAGAGAGAAGCAUAUUAUUUAGGCGAAAAUAAUGGUAAGAAUAAAGUAAUUUAAAAGGUCAUUGUAGUGAUAAAGAUGCUAAAUAACGCACGCGUAGCGCGUGACUGUAAUGUUCUAGUUCUAUAAGGAUCGGGUUCUAUUUGUAUUAUAUAGGAAACUGACGAUAGAAAUUCUAUCACUAUCUAUUGUAUUCUAUUGUAUACGAUAGAAUACUAUUCACAUUUGUGAAUUCACGAACCAAAAUCCAUAUUCAAAACGAUAUAAAACGAUAGAACGAUGGAAUUUUAUUCUAUCGUUUGCUAUAAACUUUUUUUUUUACCAAGGUUCUCUUUCCCGACUAGUUAUUUUAUCAGAAUACAGAAGUCUGACCUAUGACAGGUACCAGUUAGAAGAAUUUAAAUAAAGAUUUUGAAUGUUGUUAUAUUUUAAAUAAAGAUCUUUGAAUGUUGUUAUAUUUUAUAUUUCUAUGGUUUGUUACGUAUAGGUCAAAUAAUUUAUAUCAUCAUGUAUAAACAUUUUUCUUGAGUCCCUUUCUCUUAUCUUUGCAAUCGUUUUUUGUUUUACAUUCUUUUUGUCCUUUUAUAUAAGAUCUAUUCAUUUUAAUUGCAUUUUUUCUGUAACUUUGUGUUUUCUUCGUUGUGUAUCUUCGUGUUUCGUCUCAUUUUUUUUUCGUCCAUUUCUCGAUUAUUUACGUCAACUCGAGUGUACAAGGUGUACUGUGCAGUGCAAUUAGAAACCACACGUCUUCCAACACUUGAUGCGGGUGCAUUAUGAAAUUUCUGUAUAUAUGCAUAAAGAAGUUACAACCUUUCGCAAUCAAUGUACACUCUAAAUUACAUUAUAUUUAUUUUUUAAUGCGAACAACUUUCCAUUUGUGUUGACCGUCAUCGUAGAGGAAUAAUUAUGGUAAGACAGAUAUAAAGUCCCAGAAAAGAUGGCAAGUUCUGGUACAAAAAUUGUGAUUAUUUUAAUUGUUGGUGUAAUUAUAACAAUUUUUGGUGUACUCACAGGAUCAUUUUGGCCUUCUAUAUAUAAUUGGACUGUUGCAAAAGUCUUAAUAUUAACACCAUCAUCUAUAAGUUACAACAUGUGGAAAGAAACACCUAUUCCAAUGUACUUUAAAUUUUACAUGUUCAAUUGGACUAACCCAAGAGAAUUUAUUGCUUCAAAUGCAAAGCCAAAUUUUGUGGAGAUGGGACCUUAUGUUUUCCGGGAAAUCGAUUAUAAAGUAAACAAGGUGUGGAAUGAUAAUGGGACUGUCACAUUUCAAAGGAGGAAAGAGUGGUAUUUCGAUGAAUCAUUGUCUAAUGGCAGUCUAUCUGACAAGAUAACCAACUUGAAUCCAAUCGCUGCAACUGUCGCGUUUUCCGUGAGAAAUAAGACAAAGUUUAUGCGCGAGAUAACUGAUAAAAUAAUAAUAGCUCUAGGAGAGCCAUUAGUAAUAACUAAAAGCGUAGGUGAACUGUUAUUCGACGGAUACAACGAUACAUUGCUGCGUGUUGCAAAAAAAUUAAACGCGACCACUUUACCUUAUACUAAGUUUGCAUGGUUUUAUGCGAGGAACAACUCGGACAGUUAUGAUGGCACAUUUAAUAUGUUUACCGGGUCAUCUAAUUUAUAUGAUCUAGGACAGGUCCAGGAAUGGAAUUACAAUCAUAAGACGAGCUAUUUCAAAGAUUCGUGUGGCACAAUAAGAGGAACUAAUGGUGAUUUGUGGCCACCUUUGUCGAAUAAUAGUACCGUGUCUAUAUUUAUCAAUGACAUUUGCACAUCUUUGAACUUGGAGUUCGAAAAUCUAACGACAUUUCAAGGUCUAACUGGAAGAAAAUAUAUCGGAAACGAUAAGAUGUUAGAUAAUGGUGACAAAGUAGCAUCAAGACGGUGUUAUUGUCCUGAUGGAGAUUGCGGACCUAGCGGGACUUUAAAUAUUUCGUCCUGUAAAUUUGGAGCACCGGCAUUCGUUAGUAUGCCACACUUUUAUCUAGCAGAUCCAAGUUACAGAAAUGCUGUGUCAGGAAUGCAUCCUAGUCAAGAAAAACACGAGCUCUCGAUGCUUAUUGAACCGACUACAGGUAUCCCGCUGCAAGUUAAGGCGCAACUACAAUUAAACUUGCUGUUAGAACCAGUGGAGUAUGUGAGUAUGUUCCAAAAUCUAACAAGAACUUAUAUUCCAAUGCUGUGGUUCACUCAAGAAGCUAAUUUAACUGCCAGUUACGCGAGCAUGGUUAAGGUGGUUCUGAUUCUUCCAUCAUUGGGCGUUGUAACGUGUUUUGGGAUAGCAGGUAUCGGAAUUUUGAUAUUUUUCAUUGGAAUUUUUAUUUAUAUCCGAGAGAAAUGGCGACAUGAGGAAAGGCAGGUUCUGUUAUCUAAACAGGAAGAUGAUGCUACAGGUAGAAUCGAUACGUGGUAACUUUAUUUUUUUAAGUGCCAUAGAUAGAAUAUUUGUACUUUCUUUUAUAAUUUCAAUUAAUUUCUUUUUAUAAUUGAGGCUUCCCUUUUUUUAAUUAGUAUCAUAGCAAAAAUAAGACUGUAUGAAUGUCUUAUAAAUAUUUAACGGGACACAGUUAAUGUAUUGUAAGAGCAUACAGUACGUGAACGUGUACAAGUGCCUAUUAAUAUAGUCACAUAUCGAAUAAGUAAACGAUAAUACAUGUAAUUGAAAUAGUCCAUAAGAUAGUCAUAAGAUAGUAUUAAACUAAAAAGAGAAAAAUUUAUUUCUGAACUAAAAAUUAACGAAUAUGCGAGAAAACAAUCUUUUUUUGAUGAUAUGUGUGUGUGUGUGUGUGUGUGGUGUGUGUGGUGUGUGUACAGUGUGUACAGUGUGUCCUAUUUUAAAUAAUAUAUUUUAAUAUCUCAAAAGGUCAUUCAAGAUUAAGUCCAUAUUUUUAUUAUGUGUCCCUCUCUAAACUUUUGUCUGAAAAAUUGUUGUCUAUGACGAGGUAUACAAGAGAUAUUAAAAUAUAAUAAUUAAAAUAGGAUACCCUCUUUCUCUGUACAUAUAGGUGCAAAUUAAAAUUAGGGUUGCAAAUAUUCGAACAGUGAUGUCAUUGUCUAUUGAUAUUCCGGGUACUUCGAAGUAUCAUCCGAAAACAUCCGAAUAUUUAAAUAACGAUAUGAUCCGGAUUCAAAUCGUAUCUUAAUUAAAAUAGAAUAUAUAAAUAUAGUAUAAAUAGAGAGUAUAAUACUUUGUUAGGUAUAUAGCUAUUAUAUACAUAAACUGUAAUAAAAUACAAUCAAACAAACGAUUAUGCUGAACAAAGCUAGAAUUUAUCGCUACUAUAUAUCUACAAAAGAGACUCGUGUUAUUAUAUAGAAAAAAGUAAUUUUAUAGGCGUUCAAAUUCGCAAUUUAAAUGUAACAUGCAUGAGAGAAUUUCAAUUAGCGACUUUUCCGCCUGUUGCGUAUGAGCAGUAAGAAAGUUAUCAUUCAGAAAAUUACAUUGUUAGUUGCUUGCACACCGCGCAGAAUAUUGAAAUUUACAAUUAUAUAAUUUCAAAAUGUGUGCUCAAUUUAUUGAAUUUGUUUAAUAAUUUACGUGCAAUAAGCGCGGUUUUAUUGAAAAUUAUCAUAUGCUCAAAAUCCUGAUUAUAUUUGUGCUACGACUUUUGCUAUUUUAUAUCUUAACAAAUUAUUAUAUUCUUAUAUUAUUUCAUUUGAAAUAAUCGUUAUAAUAUAUAACCAAAUUGUAUCUAUAUUAGAAAUUAUAGUCAGAUGCGGGGAAGUCUUGGAAAAUAUGCUGGUUAAUGAUGAAAUAAUACGAAUAUCUCAUUAUGUUAAAUAAUUAAGAAAUUUAUUCAAACUGAAGCUGUUAAAAGUAAAUUUGUAAAUAAAACUAGUUGGAAUCUGAUAAACACUUAAUAUUAUAUUAUACUUUCUCCAAUUUUGAAUGCAACAAGAUAUAUUUAUAUAUAGUCACACAUGUGUGUGUACAUACCACAUACAUUUCGAUAUUUGUUGUAAAUCCUAAAUAUCUGUGAUAUUCAAUGGUGAAGUAAUAAAUACGCGUAAAAAUGUUGCAAAAAAUA